Messenger RNA from Clarias gariepinus (North African catfish), 2947 nucleotides. It is a transcript of the gene hlfb, whose product is annotated as HLF transcription factor, PAR bZIP family member b. Gene Ontology annotation, cellular component: nucleus. The record is from RefSeq and is a predicted model, not a curated record. The transcript has 4 exons. Gene Ontology annotation, molecular function: DNA-binding transcription factor activity, RNA polymerase II-specific; RNA polymerase II cis-regulatory region sequence-specific DNA binding. Gene Ontology annotation, biological process: regulation of transcription by RNA polymerase II. NCBI's taxonomy places the organism in Eukaryota, Metazoa, Chordata, Actinopteri, Siluriformes, Clariidae. The coding region runs from base 357 to 1202 and encodes 281 amino acids.
CCGUCACAUCACAUUUGUUCCUGAUUUGUGUGUAUAGUUUCCAUGCAGCUGGAAAGUCGGUCCAGCCUCUCGAGCUUUGACGUCAUGCGCCUCAGUGCUCACACAUGGAAGUGAUCAUUACAGUCCACUCAACAGUUUAAGGUCGCAGAGCCCGGAGCUCACAGUGCAGCAGUCUAGAGAUCUAUCAGUCUAUCUAUCUGACUUUUACUCGUGGUUAUUCUCUUAACGCAUUCCACUCGUCUCGUACUUCUUUAUUUUUGGCAAAGCAGAUCGUGCACUUUCUUCCGAGCGUCUAUCUUUUUUUUGUUUUGUUUUUCUUUUUUCUUUUUGUUUUGCCUGCACGGAAUAUCACUGACAUGUCCAGACCUCUGACCAUGAACCCAACUUUUCUACCUCCUCCAACUUACGGAGUGCUUAAAUCUCUACUCGAAUAUCCAAUCAAACUACCCCUGCACCACGAAGAAGCUUAUGACAAGGAGAAGAAGUUGGAGGAAGAGAAGAAUGUGCCGCAGUCUGCCUUCCUGGGUCCGGUACUUUGGGAUAAGACCUUGCCUUACGAUGGUGACAAUUUUCAAUUGGAGUACAUGGACCUUGAAGAAUUUCUGUCUGAAAAUGGCAUCCCUUCCAGCCUACCACAACACGAGCAAAGCCAGUGCCCUCAGCAACAGCAGCAGACCCCUGUCUCUGUCAUGGAUCUCAGCAACAGAGGCAGCACCUCCAUCCACACAAGCAUGGUCUCUCAGCCCUGCCUCCAGAGUCCCACACGAACAGUAUUGCCUUCAGCACGCAGCACUCCUAGCCCAGUUGACCCAGAGUCUAUCCAAGUGAUGAUGAGCUAUGAGCCUGACCCAACAGACCUAGCUUUAUCCAGUGUGCCUGGCCAGGAAGCAUUUGACCCUCGCAAGUGCAGGUUCUCUGAAGAAGAGCUUAAACCUAAACCAAUCAUUAAAAAGGCACGCAAAAUCUUCAUUCCUGAUGACAUCAAGGAUGAAAAAUACUGGGCACGGCGCAGAAAGAACAACAUGGCUGCCAAGAGGUCACGGGAUGCUCGGCGCCUGAAGGAGAACCAGAUUGCCAUCCGGGCUGGUUUCCUGGAGAAAGAGAACUCAGCUCUCCGACAGGAAGUAGCUGAUCUGCGGAAGGAGCUUGGGCGCUGCAAGAACAUUCUAGCAAAAUAUGAAGCUCAGCAUGGCCCUCUGUGAGGCCUACAGGCUUGUGCAAUAGGAAGGACAAUGCGAGGCUGUAAAGCCCUUUCAGCGUUCAAACAUGUUGUCCAUCAUCUCUGUCUGUUCUUGGCACUUUAGAAUUUUGUGUUAGUGUGAGGGCAUGGUUGAGGGUUUUAUUAUUUUUUCGGAAGAUUUUUAUGCUACCAGGAAUGUUUCUUUCUUCCAUUUAUGUCAUUGUUAUAGGUGCAUUGUAGCAUUUAAUUGUAAAAAAAAAAAAUGUAUGUCUGUUUGUUUGUCAAAGUAGUUACAUUGUUGUGUUUUUUAUUAAUAAAGUACAAAUUGCAGGCUUUAAAUGUUUAGUGAGCCAUCCAGUGUUAAAGCUGGUGAUUAAGGCCUCACUGUACAAUGGCCUGCUGUUGUCACAGAGAGAAUAAAUUAUAGAAAAAGAUAUAAAAAAUGAAUAUUUAUGAGUAUGCUUUUUUAUUAUGACAGAUUUUUAAAAUUAAAUUACUUGGCUCUGUAAGCUGUUACAUGAUUGUGCGUUUCUUAUAUUCCAGUUACCUUUUAUUCCAAAUACCUCUCACAUCAGCAUGUUUUAUGAAUGCUUAAAAUAUUUUAAUCUUUUAAUCUUAAAUAUUUUAUUUCUGGUUAUAUUUACCAUUAUGUCUUUGACAUCCACAGUUACUUUCUUUUUCAUUAUAAGAAUUAUGAUAAGAUGAAUUAACACACUAUACCCUUGGCAAUAACUUAAAUGACUUCUAUACUGAACAUGAAUGGAGUCAGGGAUAUUUUGUUUAAUGAUAUAAGGGUAAAUGACACUGCCAAGUUUUAUUAGCACUGUUCAUUUCACAGACAAUGGCAAUGUGUUGAUUUUUAACUUGAUUAAUAAUAAUAAUAAUAAUAAUAUUAAUAAUAAUAGUAAUAAUAAUAAUAAUCUGUUUGCCUUUUGGAGCUCAUGUGUUCAGAAUGUAAUGACUUUUAGUCUCUAAAAAAAACUAUCAGGUCUUUAUUUCAGACAAGAAGGAAAUAUCUUUGUAUUGUUAUAUUAAAGUGACAUGUUUUAAAUGUUUUUUUCCCCCCAAAGCUUUUCUUGUUUUUGUACAGUAUUUUUUCUAUGAAUCGCUAAAGAUGUGUUUUAAAAGGUAUCUCACUACAUGGAAAAAAAAUUGCUUUAAAAUUUUCUAAGUACUAGCUUGCUGAAAUUCUGCAUGGGCAUUAGUAAAGUAUAAUCCAAUCUAUUUGUCUAAUGCAUUAAAAUGAUUUUUGCAUUUAACAUCCAUCUGUUAUCUCCUAGUCAUGCUGAAUCUAUUUUUUAUGCUUUAAUGAAUGGUGAAGCCCCCCCUCUCUUUUUUUCUGCUGUUUAUCCUCUUGUUACAGUGGGAUCAACACAGUCUGUAGUGUUUCUUGCUGGUAAAAUGAGUUGUUCUAAGAGAUGGUAUUAUUAUGUGUUUGCUAUACUGGUGGAAACAGUGAAUGUUGACUGUGAAAACAUCUUAUAACAUAUAAAACUUAAUUAUAGCAUGUAUAUUUUUUAGUGAUGUAUUUAUUACUUUCACAAAAAUAUGUUUAUUGUCUGGCCUUUUUUUUCUCCGUUUUCUUGUUUUUUUUUUUGCCCACAAUUACAAUCAAAGCAAAUACUUAACCAAGAAAUUUGUAGUGUUUUUUAUGCUUAAGUAAAGCUUAAAUAAAAGUAAUUUUACUAACUUAAUUUUUCUUCUUCAUAUGCAUAAAAACAAUCCCCCAAAACGAUUUUUUUUUGCUUAUGCAUACAAACUCUGCAC